Lipotes vexillifer (Yangtze River dolphin) is the source of this 630-nucleotide messenger RNA. RefSeq names its product regulator of G protein signaling 1 (gene RGS1). The record is from RefSeq and is a predicted model, not a curated record. The transcript has 5 exons. NCBI's taxonomy places the organism in Eukaryota, Metazoa, Chordata, Mammalia, Artiodactyla, Lipotidae.
AUGUGAGCAGCGGCCAUCUCCACGCCAAGUCCAGAAAAAAUGCCAGGCGUGUUCCUCUCUGCUAAUCCAAAGGGACUGAAAGGAACUGAUCAUUCGCUUCUAGACAACAAGACGCAAAAAAGGAGGCCAAAGACUUUUGGAAUGGAUGUGAAAGCAUACCUGAGAUCUAUGAUCCCACAUCUGGAAUCUGGAAUGAAACCUUCCAAGUCCAAGGACCUACUCUCUGCUGAUGAAGUGAAGCAGUGGUCUGAAUCUCUGGAAAAACUUCUUGCUAACCAGACUGGUCAAGACGUCUUUGGGAAUUUCCUCAAGUCUGAGUUCAGUGAGGAGAAUAUUGAAUUCUGGCUGGCUUGUGAAGACUAUAAAAAAACAGAGUCUGAUCUUUUGCAUUGCAAAGCGGAGAAAAUCUAUAAAGCAUUUGUGCAGUCAGAUGCUGCCAAACAAAUCAAUAUUGACUUUCACACUCGAGAAUCUACAGCCAAGAAGAUUAAAGCACCAACACCCACGUGUUUUGAUGAAGCCCAAAGGACCAUAUAUACUCUUAUGGAAAAGGACUCCUAUCCCAGGUUCCUCAAAUCAAAUAUAUACUUAAAUCUUCUGAAUGACCUUCAGGCUAAUAGUCUAAAGUGA